Eublepharis macularius is the source of this 3329-nucleotide messenger RNA. It is a transcript of the gene TMCO4, whose product is annotated as transmembrane and coiled-coil domains 4. Lineage: Eukaryota; Metazoa; Chordata; Lepidosauria; Squamata; Eublepharidae. The record is from RefSeq and is a predicted model, not a curated record. The transcript has 14 exons. The coding region runs from base 197 to 2119 and encodes 640 amino acids.
ACUAGCGUAGAGCAGGCCUAGCCGCUUCCUCCGAGCCUCGGGCUGAAGUGAGAGCGUAGCCGGCCCAGGGUGAAGGGCAGGCGGCGAAGCGUCGGAGGCCUGAUGCGACACUUUUCGAGGACAAGGAAAGCCAGGAGAGGUUUGGUUGAGGGGGGAAGGCGGAGAGUCCAUAUCCCCAUUGCAGCGGGUGGUAAAAAUGGCCACCAAAAGCCAGCCGCACCAAAGGCCCUGGAGGAAGGGGACGAGCCAGCCAGAGAGAGAUGAGGCGCUUGAAUGCGUGGGCCGGCAGCUGGCUGAGCCAGGCAAGUUUGCCUAUGCGGCUCUCUGUGCCAUAUCGCUGGCAUCCUUGUUUCCUGAACCAGAAGACAGCUCCUAUAGGACAGAAGUUAUUGAAAGCCUGGUGAAGUGGCUGGACCUCUCUGAAGGCGUCUUGCCUGCCAUGCUGGCGUUUGCUGGUGGCUUGGGAGGUGAGGGGACGGACACCUUUGCUCAGAUCCUCUUGAAGGAGCCCCUCUUGGAAGAGAACCCCAAGAUCAUCACUCAGGAUCUCAUGUCUUUUUCUCUAAAGGACGGCCGCUAUGACGCCCGAGCGCGAGUGCUCCUUGCUCACAUCACCUGGCUGCUAAGGAUUCCUUUGGUCGAGUUGGAGGCCUUGGAGGAACAUCUCCUGGAGUGCUUGAAUGAAGAGGAAGAGGAGGAGUCCGAGACGGCAGAGGCAUCACGGAAGAAGAAAGAGAGAAGGAAACGACUGAAGAGGUACCUGCUGAUUGGCCUGGCAACUGUUGGAGGCGGGACAGUGAUAGGUCUGACGGGGGGCCUUGCUGCCCCUCUGGUGGCAGCCGGAGCAGCAACCAUUAUUGGAAGUGCCGGCGCGGCCGCCCUGGGCUCAGUUGCUGGGAUCGCUGUGAUGGCAUCGCUGUUUGGUGCUGCAGGAGCCGGACUGACAGGGUACAAAAUGAAGAAGCGUGUGGGGGCCAUCGAGGAGUUUGAAUUCCUCCCGUUAACAGAAGGGAAGCAGUUGCACAUCACGAUUGCCAUCACUGGCUGGCUGUCAACGGGGAAGUUCGGGAGUUUUACGGCUCCAUGGAGCAGCUUGCUACAGUCCAAAGAACAAUAUUGCUUAGCCUGGGAGUCCAAAUACCUCAUGGAUCUGGGCAAUGCCCUUGACUCUCUCUGGAAUGGAUUAGUUAACAUGAUGGCCCAGGAAGCCCUGAAAUACACUGUCUUGGCAGGCAUCGUCACAGCCCUCACCUGGCCUGCCUCGCUGCUCACAGUCGCCAGCGUUAUUGACAACCCCUGGGGUGUGUGUUUGCAUCGCUCGGCAGAAGUAGGCAAACAUCUGGCCCAGAUUCUGCUCAGCCGGCAGCAGGGCAGGCGUCCGGUGACGUUGAUCGGCUUCAGUCUGGGCGCCAGAGUUAUUUACUUCUGCCUCCAGGAGAUGGCCAAGGAGAAAGACUGUCAAGGGAUCAUUGAAGACGUGGUCCUGCUGGGGGCACCCGUGGAAGGAGAGGCCAAGUCCUGGAAGCCAUUCACCAAGGUCGUUGCGGGCAAAAUCAUCAAUGGCUACUGCAGGGGGGACUGGCUGCUGGGCUUCGUAUACCGGACAUCCUCUGUUCAGCUCAACGUCGCCGGACUUCAGCCAGUGGCCCUGGACGACAGGAGGAUGGUGAACAUGGAUCUCUCAUCUGUUGUGAGCGGCCACUUGGACUACAUGAAGCAGAUGGACACGAUCCUGAAGGCCGUGGGCAUCAAGACCAAGCAAUGCCGUCUGGAGGAGGGGGGCACUCUGGCCGUUCUCUCCCCCAAAGUCACGGAGAGCCAGGAUCAGGCCCUGCAGAACGAUGCCCCUGCGGAGCCUAGCUCGCUGGGGCAAGAAGAGAACGCAGAUGUUGUCCACGAUGCCCCCUGGUCGUGGGAGCCAGUUUCCAGUCACGAACUAUGCCUGAGGGACUCAGCCCAGGCAAGGGUUUCUGAUCCGAGAGAGAGCUUAGAAGCCCGGGAGCAGCAGAAGUUGCCCAGCCGAGAAGAGCCUUUCUCCACUAACUCUUCCCACCCCUCUGAUUAUUCUCAGACAACUGAUCGUGGCACCUCCAAUCCUCUUUCCCCAACGUCCAGGUGAUGCAGCACAGCAUGAUGGUAACUGUAGUCUUGGCACGGACCGUUCCAGAUGUCGCUGCCUACAGGACAGAAACCUCCCAAAAUGCUUCCCAUGGGGCACAUUAACGAAUUUCUAUGCGAGUUCAGGCCAGCUGUUUUGAUUGGCAUUCUGCCCCUGGCAAUUUGCUGAUUUCAUAAAGUGUUUCUUGAUGUGACCGCGAUCCCUGGUCAGUAGAAAGUACCCUGCACCUGACCGUGAGACUCUGCGAUUACCCGUUGGGGUGUGACGGUCCUCUUCAUGAAUUUGUCUCACCCUUUAAAAAACUAUUUCAGCCUACCGGUUCUGGCCACCUCUUUUGGCAGUGAAUUCCAUAAGUUAAGUGCAUGUUCUACAAAGAAGUGCUUCCUUUUGUCCGUGCUGAAGCUACUGCUAGUCUGUUUCAUUGUAUUGGUGGUAGAAAGUGGUUAUGCGCUGAUCUGCCUUUGCAUACCCAGAGAAACAAAGGCUGCCUGAAGGAGAAACGCUGGCGUGUAAUUAAGAACGUGGUAGUGGUGGUGGUGGAGAGUGCUGUCAAGUCAUAGCUGACUUACGGCGACCCCUAGUGGGGUUUUCAAGGCAGGCGACGAACAGAGAUGGUUCGCCAUUGCCUGCCUCUGCAGCCCUGGUCUUCGCUGGAGGUCUCCCAUCCAGUUACUAACCAGGACUGACCCUGCUUAGCUUCUGAGAUCUGGCAAGAUCAGGCUUGCUGGGACUAUCCAGGCCAGGGCACAUUGUUUUAGUUUUUUAAAAAGGGCAUACACUGGAGAUUUAAGAAGGUCUGGAUAAAAAAAAAAUCUAUUUAUUUUCAAAUUUGUGCGUUGAGAAGGAACAAUGGAAAAUGUGGGAGCCCGCACCAGGAAGGGCUGGGAGCAGAUCACAUCCCGGAAUAAAGCGGAUUCCAGGCACUUCGGGCCGCUUCUCUCAAGCCUCCCUUCCUGCUUUUUAGGCCCAAAACUCGGGGCACAAUCCAUCAAGAAGGCCACCAGUCCAGAUUUCGGUAGGGCUUGCAAGGGAGGAUGUGAUGCCCCACCCCCCCAAUAGUUUCCUCCUGUAGCCCCAGAAGGAGGCGCCUGGGAACUUUCAGAAACAUUCCAUUGGGUUCAGAGAGCAGAUGAGGAGUUGGGCUGUUCGCUUACUCAGCAUAGACAUGUGACUUGAAUGGCGGAUCUGAUGACAACUGUUUUCUGCACAC